Messenger RNA from Boeremia exigua, 1004 nucleotides. RefSeq lists its product as uncharacterized. The transcript is spliced from 3 exons. The coding region runs from base 413 to 778 and encodes 121 amino acids. Lineage: Eukaryota; Fungi; Ascomycota; Dothideomycetes; Pleosporales; Didymellaceae. The record is from RefSeq and is a predicted model, not a curated record.
AACCCAACGCGUGAUGCAUUCCACGUACGUACGAAGUACAGGCACAUUGCGCGCCACCCAGCACCCGCCGCGAGUGUGGCUGAGCCCGCGGCGAUGACGCGCCCAGCUCGGCGCCAACACCCACGAGCUCCCUCAUUAAACCCAGCAGUAGCCUGGCCUUGCUCCCCCCGAAUCCCUCGUAUCCCAGCUUUUGCGCCCUGAAUACUACUCUACAAUCAAACGCGCUCCGUGCGACGCCCACCCCCAGCUCUCCCGGCCUCGCGUUCCCUUGCGUCGCAUCGCUCCACCGCUCCACCUCCGCAGCCUCCGCGAUCGACCGCCACAAACCCGCACCCGCGCUACACCACUAGCCUCCCGCGACGCCAGCUCCAGCUCCAGCUCAAGCUCCAGCUCAAGCUAGAAACCGCACAACAUGUUCUUCUUCUUCACGUGCGGCACGCACACGUUCCAGUCGCAGCUCGCAGGCGCCGAGCACAUCACCGUGCAAUGCCAGAACUGCGGCAACUUCUCUGGACGGGUGAUGAAGCGGUGGCAAUGGUUCACAUUCUGCUUCGUCCCCCUAAUCCCCUUCUCGCUAAAACCCUACCACGAAGUCGGCUGCCACGUGUGCAAUUUCUGGCAGGACGUCAAGUACCGCCCGGACGUGCAGCAGCAGAUGAGCAGCGGUGGCUCUGGGCACGCUCAGGGGCCGGCGGUGAUGAUGCAUGGCGGUAAUGGAGGCGGACAGGGACAGGGACAGGGAGGGCAGCCGCCGAGUGGGGUCCCGCAGUAUAAGUGAGCACGGCAAGAGGGUAGUAGGUGGGAGAAGCGGGGGCUGUGUUUGAGGGCGAGGGUGAGCGCAGACGCAGACUGUGCGGUGUUUGAGUCGGGGCGAGAUGGGUUCGUUGGGCGUUUGGGCGGGCUGAUACCACGGGGUUCUCUUUCUAUAUUUAAUGACUGCGGUAAUGCGAGAUAUUUUCGCGGGUUGAGGUUCGCGGCGUGGUUUGCGAGGGCGUGUGCAGAGU